CUCAAGACAACUUGCAAAAUAUGCUUUGCAAACCACUACCGUUCAUUCAAAACACGCAGAGUGCAAUGAGAGUGCUAGCAUAGAGGCACACAUACUGCAAAAACCGUUAACAAGUUACAGCAUAGCUAACCCUGCCGACGAGAUGUGCUCACAAGAAGUGGGUAUUCAGAUGUCUUCGAAAAUACUGAAAGGAAAUUCAAGAAUUCGAGGCUUUCCAAUUAAUAUGUAUAACACUCAUUAUCACAAAUACGGUGAUGUCCAGGACUUACUGCGCGAGUAUGUUGUCAUCAAAACACUCAGUCAGGGUAGUACCGCUGAAGUGUUCUUAGCCAAGGAAAGGGCUACAGGCGCCUUAAUGGUUGUGAAAGAACAAAGAUUGGAAAAGUCGGACAUCGCCUUCGUCGACCGAGAAGCCAUGUUACACAGUCGGUUGCACCAUCCUAAUAUCGUAGCCUUGUACGAAACUGCCAAGAAUAAUGAGGUCAUGGUCUUAUUACAGGAAUAUAUGGGGGGAGGUGAGCUGUAUAGUGCGGUCAUUCCAAAUAUAGGGGCACAUCCCAUGCGCGUGCGCCAUUAUUUUACACAGCUGGUGUCUGCAAUUAGAUAUAUGCAUGACGUAGGGGUGGCCCAUCGAGACAUCAAGCUGGAGAAUGUAUGUCUGGAUUCGAGUAAGAAGACAGCAAAGCUAGUCGACUUUGGACUGUCUGAGUGCGUGAAUGAACGACCCGGUGCUCUUUAUAAGCGACAUGUGGGUACAAUUCCCUACAUGGCCGCAGAACUAUGGUACAAUCAAGAUGCCACGUACGUUGAAGUGGAUAUCAAGGCUACAGAUGUGUGGGCGUUGGGCGUGUUGCUUUUCUGCUUGCUUGUUGGUCGCUUCCCUUGGGGAGAAGCCUCGCAUCGUAGUAAAGAGUACCAAAUGUAUUUGCGCCAUGACUUCACACAGCAGCCCUGGAGAACCAUUCCCGAUACACAAUCCACGCUUUUAAUACACAUGCUGGACGUCAAUCCUGCGAGGAGAUGGACCAGUGCCCAGGUGGAGCGUUACAUCUACACACAUUGGGCGGUUGUAGGUGAACCCCAAAAUCCCAAUGCCGACGAAUACCCAUAUAUGGGGAAAUGUAGAGACUUCAAACACUCCAGAGAUGAACACGACGAUUCCAGUGAUUCCGGGUUGGGUGGCACCCACAGGUUGGCCACGGAUAGCAGAAUCGAGAGCAUGAAUACAUCCUCUAAUACGUUAUACGGUACACAUACCCCUGUACCAGGUGGGUCGCCACAUCUUCAAGCCCUUGUCGAUUGAAUAGACCUCGACCAAUAACACAAAGACAGUACAUAAUUUCAUAGAGAAAAUCGGGUCACCAGGAUUGUAAGCGUGAAUUGCUUUUUUCUGACGCAUUCGAUUGAGCUCGUUAAAUGGCGACUGAAGCUUCUAGGGUUAUGAGCUUGCACAAUAAUGUUAUCAGUAAUUAGAACAUUAGGAAUAUAAUAUUGCUAAUACAAACAAAGAAAAAUAUAAUUUUAGACUACGAAUAAGGGGACAAAUUGGUUAAUCACCACUGCCUGCAAGGUGACUACUUGUAGAACUCAGUGUAGUACACGACCAAUAAAAUAUAUAUUAUAAGGC
Molecule: messenger RNA, 1627 nt
Organism: Sphaeroforma arctica JP610
Lineage: Eukaryota; Ichthyosporea; Ichthyophonida
Product: CAMK/CAMKL/CHK1 protein kinase
Exons: 1
Coding region: 143-1303 (386 amino acids)
Biological process (GO): protein phosphorylation; intracellular signal transduction
Molecular function (GO): ATP binding; protein serine/threonine kinase activity
Source: RefSeq, a predicted model, not a curated record